GAGAGUCCACCUCGACGCCGCCGCCUUCGUCGCAAACCAUAAAAAAACCCUCUAGCAUCCCCCCAUGGACGCCCCCAACACCACCUCUCCGCCGGCCGUCGAAACCUAGAAGCGGCCAGGGCCGUCGGCGGUGGCGAUGGGGGAGUACGCGGCGGCCAAGACGUCCGUGUGGUGGGACAUCGAGAACUGCGCCGUCCCCCGCGGCUGCGAUCCCCACUUCAUCGUGCAGAACAUCAGCUCCGCCCUCGCCACCGCCGGCUACAGCGGGCCCAUCUCCGUCUCCGUCUACGGAGACACCAGCGGACCCAUCGCCCAGCACGUCCUGCACGCCCUCUCCAGCACCGGCGUCUCCCUCAACCACGUCCCCGCCGGCAUUAAAGAUGCAAGUGAUAAGAAAAUCUUGGUUGACAUGCUAUUCUGGGCAAUUGACAACCCUCCGCCAGCAAAUUAUCUGCUAAUAUCUGGUGAUCGGGACUUCUCUAAUGCCCUUCAUAAGCUUAAGAUGAGGCGGUACAAUAUUCUAUUAGCACAACCUCCAAAUGUGUCUCAAACGCUUACUGCUGCUGCAAACAAUGUUUGGCUCUGGAAAAGCCUUGUGGCUGGAGAACCACCAUUAGCACAAUCGCCAUACAUAAGCAGCGCAACGAGUGGAGAUAUGGAUGAUUUGGAUACGUCGAGUUCUUCAGACACGAUUCCUCGUACCAACCCUCAAGGGCAGAAUACUUCUCGGCGUGAUCACCAAAUUGGUGGUAAUGGUAAAACAGAUAGGCAAUUUAAAGUGAAGCAACCUCGUAAAAACCAGACAGACAGUGCAUCUAAACCAGUGAGCAAAAAAGAAAAUUCAGUUGAUGAUAUUGCUGAUAAUUCUAAAGGAAGCACUGCUAACCAGCAAAGUCAGCCUUCUACACCAUCAUCAACUUCGUCAUCAAGUUCUGAACCCCAGGAUGGGGCAAAGGUGAACCAGACAAGUAAACCAAAAAUUCCAACCUUUUCUUUGCCUAAAAAGCCUGCAAAAUUUGCCAAUUCCCAUCAAAGUAGUGCCCCCCACAACUAUUUUAGUAGUAAGAAGCCUGGUGUGUCAACUGAAUCUGCACCUAAAAAUGGUGCUCCUGAUUUUGGCAAUGAUAGUGGCCAUUAUAAUCCAAAACACCAGAACCAAUCCUCUCAGCCUCCAAAACCACAAAAUCCAGUGACUCCUCGUCCUCAUAAUGGAUCUGGCAAUUUCCACACAUCAAAUUCACAUAGAAGCAAUUCAUGUCCACCACAAGCUGGGCAUAAUGGUGUUCCUACGGCACCAUUACAGUCCUGGCCGAGUGCUCCUCCUCCCUAUCAUGCCCCACCCCCUAAUUGUCCUGAUAUGAGUCGGCUGAAUAUUUCUGGAUAUCCCAUAGGAGGCCAUGACAACCAGUGUUUGAACCCCAACUACAAUCCAAACCACUCUGGAGCUGUUCAACCUCCUUACAAUAAUUAUAGUUACAGGCCUCCAACUCCAUCUAACAUGUCCAGCAACAUGCAAAACGCUGGACUAUGGGGAGCCAACACUGGAUGUUCACAGCCGUAUUCUGACUAUCAAGUUCUUAUAAGAGAUAUCUUAGGUGCUUUGGAAGUACUGAAGACCGAGAAGCUUCCACCAACAGAACAGCAUAUAUCAGAUUGCAUACGUUAUGGAGGUGCUAACCUACCAAAUUUUGAUGUUAAGAAGGCUCUUGAACUUGCCAUUCAGCAUCAAGCCAUCGUCACGAAAAAGUUAGGAGAAAUGUCAUUCUUUCUGGGGAAAAAUGAAAAUCUCUGGAAAUGCGUGAAUAUAAUGGAUACCAAUACAAGAUACCCAAAGGAGACACUUGAUGCUGUUCAGAGGUACAUAUCUUGUGCCGCUGGUUGUUCUGCGAUAAAGAAAUCUCAAUCCAGGUAUCAAGCUGCAACUCUCUUAAAGAAAACAUGCCUGAAACGUCUUGCCCUUGGUGAAGUUCUUCAGGUUACGUAUAUCAUAACAGAUAAGAUGAAGUGGUUUGUUCCCCAUGCUUCAGGCUGGCAGCCCUUGUCAUGGAACAUAGUAGUUGUUGAUGCUACUAAAGAUGCUGGUGGUAAACCUUAGCCUUCAUACAUUUCUCUGCAAACAUCAGAUGGACAGUUUGAGCUCUGGUGGUUGGUACAAACUGUUCCUUGCAAGGCUAUGAUCUGCUGAAGUUAUAUCUAGUAUGGUGGCUCAUCCACAUUUUGCCAACAUUUUCUUAUAUAAGUGAUAUCACAAGUAGUUUAAACU
Molecule: messenger RNA, 2263 nt
Organism: Brachypodium distachyon (stiff brome)
Lineage: Eukaryota; Viridiplantae; Streptophyta; Magnoliopsida; Poales; Poaceae
Product: meiosis regulator and mRNA stability factor 1
Exons: 3
Coding region: 137-2095 (652 amino acids)
Biological process (GO): regulation of gene expression
Cellular component (GO): peroxisome
Molecular function (GO): RNA nuclease activity
Source: RefSeq, a predicted model, not a curated record